GCAUAUAAUUGUUUUUCCAGACUACAAUAAUGGCUCUACCGAAUGCGAUCUCCUGGUUGCACUGUAUAGGUGUUGGUUUACUUCUAAUCGGAUUGAUCUUACAUAUGGUGGGACUGGCCACUCCGAACUGGGCAACGAUCUCGGCUCGUAGAGAAACGCUUACACUAGGUCUGUGGAAGAGCUGCGUAAGAGAUAUAUGCCUUGUCCUACUACCAGACUAUUCAAUGGCAGAUAUAUUGAAUGCCACUCGUGCAUUUGCUAUUAUGGCUAUGCUAGCUGGAGUAAAAGGUUUGGGUCCGGCCUGCCUUUAUAUUGUUAGGCGCAUUCAGGCGAGACCUGAAACACAGAUUUUAAGGUUGGGUACUUUGGCUGCUGGAAUAACAGCACUUGUGUGCGUUAUUAUCAGUUGCAGUGUCUAUGGUGCUGGUAUUCAUAAAAAGGAAGCCGAUACAAAAGAUAUACAUACUGGCUUCUCCCUUAUCCUGAGUGCCGUUGGUGGUGUCAUCAUCUGUGUGGGCAGUGUUAUUUUCUAUGUUGCUUGUUUGAUGAAAUCUUAGUUUGAGUAAUUUGUUGUGAAU
Molecule: messenger RNA, 578 nt
Organism: Biomphalaria glabrata
Lineage: Eukaryota; Metazoa; Mollusca; Gastropoda; Planorbidae
Exons: 3
Coding region: 30-557 (175 amino acids)
Cellular component (GO): membrane
Source: RefSeq, a predicted model, not a curated record